AUGGCCACCACCACCACGAUAGCAGGUAGCGGUCCCGUGGCAGGGCCGCAUUUGGCCGAGAGUCUGGUCUGUACGCGUGGUCUCCAGUUAGUGAACCGAGGCGCCAUGGCGUUGGGCAUUCAGGCCAGCAUCCGAGCGCCAAACUUCUUCGUCUUUGAGGACGGCACGCAGGUGGAUGGCCUGCCCCGGCUGAAUAAUAACCGUCAGGUGCGUAUAAUCUGCUUGGAGCGAUCGCGAUGGCCUCAGCUCCACCAACCCUCCUGUACAUUUGUGCUGGAGCCGGGCUGCAAAAAGUUGUUUGGAUUCGUCUUCCAAUGGGCCAGUUUGAUUGGACGAGGGAUGACAGUCGAAUCACGGGAUGAUACUGAUGGUGUGCUCAAGAGCUUGUUUAACGAAACUCCCCAGCGCGCCUGGUCUGGUAGGCUGCACCUUCGCGUUUGCAGUCCCAAAGAAGUUGCCUCCAGCGUAGGCAGUGCUGCUGUCCUGCCAGUAAAUGCCACAGCCCCCGCGCUGUCCUGUGCUCCCCUUCGCGUGUGUGCAAUCAUGAAAAUGCCAAGGCUAGACCUCCUCUCUCCCACAGUGGUCCAGGGCGGCGUGACCUUCGUUGGCCAGACUUCCACCCUCUCUGUUCGCCUGGCCAACCGCGGAGCCUCAAGAGAAGCCUGGGUGCUUGAAGAGUUCUCCUCCAUUCUCUACAAGCCGAGUAUGGGGAGUCUUAAGGAGCUGCGCUCACCUCCGAUUAUCUGGUCUUCUUCUACGCCUUCGGAGUGUUCGGAACCUGGCGCUUCUGUCUACGACAGCGAAGAGCAAAUCGAACUAACUCAGAGUCGUUCGGCUGUGACCGUAAGCUCACAACGCUCUACACACCCGAUGGAAAGUCAGGUGGUUCAACAAGCCUCGGAAGCCUUCAUCUUCACAACCAAGUCGGGUUUCUUAGAGGCAGCCGGUGAUGUCAAGAGGCAGGAUGUGGCAAGGGUAGAAGUAACGUUUGCACCCAAGGAAGAUGGUGUCUUCGAAAAAGUUGUUUGCUUCGUCGGCCAGUUGUCAGGUGAUCGCAUCCCCGUAACCUUCACAGCCGCAGGCAGUUUUGACGAACGCUUUGACCAACACUUUGCGGAGUGA
This is a messenger RNA of Dibothriocephalus latus, 1122 nucleotides long. NCBI's taxonomy places the organism in Eukaryota, Metazoa, Platyhelminthes, Cestoda, Diphyllobothriidea, Diphyllobothriidae. The record is from the annotation of a GenBank genome assembly.